AGGACGGGGGGCAGGAGCACCAUCCAGCCCCGUGUGCAGGGAGGGUCCCUCACCCCAGAACGAGCAGUGGCAUGUGGCAGGUGUGACCCUCCCCACCCGUGCCAGGCCACCAUGGAGCCGUGCCCGGGGCAGCCCCAGGAGGCCCUGCUGACGGUCAACGAGCAGGUUAUUGUCAUGUCCAGCCACGAGACCAUCCGGGUGCUGGAGGUGGGGGUGGAUGGGGACCCCAAAACGACCGGGGAGGGAGCGGGGGGGUCCCCGGCACAGGGGGGCCCCCCAGGUGUGGAGGACGCUCCCGCCAGCACCCCGAGCUCGUCUGGCGGGGAGGCGGCAGGUAAAGCCAAAGCAGCGUCGCCCGCCCCGGUGGCCUCGAGCCCCGCCCCGAGCCAGCCCGGCGUGACACACCUGGCCGUGCAGGCCACGCCACAGGUGUUGGCUCAGGAAAGCUUAGCCACAGGUGUGACAGGAGUAAUGGUUCCGGCAGGGACAGUUACUCAACCUCUUCUUAUCCCCAUCAGUAUUGCAGGUCAGGUGACAGGCCAGCAGGCGCUGGCCCUGGUGACAAUUCCCACAGCAACGCUCGCCGCGCUCCCGGGACUGACGCCGGCGGCACCUGCGGGGGCGAUUUUCAAACCGCCCGUAGCCAAUCUCACAGCCGCCGCCGUGCUCAGCCCCGCCGUCCCGGCCGUGCCCGCGGUGCCGGCGCCGCGCCCGCCCCCGGGCAAGCCCCCGCUGCUGCCCCAGCCCCCCCCGGCGCCCACCCCCCCAAAGGAGCCCCCGGUGGCCGUGCAGCCCCAGAUCGCCGGACUGGCCUUUAACCCCGGCAUUCUCACGGCGGCUCUGGGGGCGCAGCCGCAGAUCCUGGGGUCCCUCAGCGCCCCCCCCGUGAUCGCCACCCCCCUGCCCAGCGUGCAGGGGAUCCCGGGGCAGCUGCUGAGCACCGCCCAGGGCCAGGUGAUCGGGACCCUGCCGUGGGUCGUGGCCCCCCCCGGGGUGGCCGCGGCCGCCCCCGCGCCGGCCCCGCCCAGCCUGCAGGUGACAGCGGUGACCCCGCAGCUGCUGCUGAACGCGCAGGGCCAGGUGAUCGCCACGCUGGGCGCCACGCUGGCCACGGGGACAGCCCUGGCCGCCGCCCCCCCCGCGCCCGCCCCCGGCAAGAAAAACGGCCCCGCUGAGCAGCCCCCCAUCAAGAGCGAGGUCCAGCCCAUCCAGCCGGCCCCCGCGGGGGUGGGGCCGAGCCCCCCGGCCGUGCCCAAGGUGUCGGUGCCGCCAUCGCCGGGGCCCGGCCCGGGCUCCGAGACCCCGACCGUGAGCCAGCUGGUGGCCAAGCCCCCCGCCCCGCCCAGCGCGGAGGAGGACGGGAUCAACCUGGAGGAAAUCCGGGAAUUCGCCAAGAACUUCAAACUGCGGCGCCUCUCGCUGGGGCUGACCCAGACCCAGGUGGGGCAGGCGCUGACGGCCACCGAGGGCCCCGCCUACAGCCAGUCUGCCAUCUGCAGGUUCGAGAAGCUGGACAUCACGCCCAAGAGCGCGCAGAAGCUGAAGCCGGUGCUGGAGAAGUGGCUGCGGGAGGCGGAGCAGCGGCAGCGCGAGGGGCAGCAGCACCUGCUGGAGUUCGUGGGCGGCGAGCCGGGCAAGAAGCGCAAGCGCCGCACCUCGUUCACGCCGCAGGCGCUGGAGGCGCUCAACGCGCACUUCGAGCGCAACGCGCUGCCCACGGGCGCGGAGAUCACGCGCAUCGCGCAGGAGCUGCGCUACGAGCGGGAGGUGGUGCGGGUGUGGUUCUGCAACCGCCGCCAGACGCUCAAGAACACCAGCAAGCUGAACGUGUUCCAUGUGCCCUGAGGGCCGCGCCCGGCCCGGCUCUGCCCCGCCGACACCGACACCGGGACCGGACCGGACCGGACCGGGUGCAGCAGCGCCCGGGGCGCCGGGCUGGGAGCGCUGGGAGCGCCCGCGGGUCCGCCCCGGCUCCUGCCACAGCACUUUGGGCACUGCUCUGUCCCUCUGCCACCUGGUUCUGUCAGCGCACCUGUACCCGUGUCACCUGAUUCUGUCACCGCACCUGUCCCUCUGCCACCUGGUUCUGUCACCGCACCUGUACCCGUGUCACCUGAUU
Molecule: messenger RNA, 2119 nt
Organism: Melospiza melodia melodia
Lineage: Eukaryota; Metazoa; Chordata; Aves; Passeriformes; Passerellidae
Product: POU domain, class 6, transcription factor 1-like
Biological process (GO): regulation of transcription by RNA polymerase II
Molecular function (GO): DNA-binding transcription factor activity, RNA polymerase II-specific; RNA polymerase II cis-regulatory region sequence-specific DNA binding
Source: RefSeq, a predicted model, not a curated record